Molecule: messenger RNA, 2847 nt
Organism: Cladocopium goreaui
Lineage: Eukaryota; Dinophyceae; Suessiales; Symbiodiniaceae
Source: the annotation of a GenBank genome assembly
AUGCUUGUCUCCUACCACCAAAAGCGUGGUUCUAAGGAGAUUCCCCAUGUUAAUCAAGAGCCCGAGCAGCAACGAAAGAUCGAUGAGGCCAAAUUGGCAGAAUGGCAUGUGAUCGAAGGUAAGUGUGGAGGUCGACUAGUCCAUGGUGCUGAAGCUGAAUACGUUCGAAGCAAACUGUCUCAUAGGAUCAUGGAUAGUAGAUAUGUAGUCACCCUCAAACAAGAAGAAGAUGCACCAGUGAAAAUCAAGGCUCGUUGGUGCCUGCUUGGACAUAGAGAUCCAGACUUGUCUGCCAAGGCCCUUACGGGUGCAUUGCAAAGUCCCACCUUAUCUCAGAUCAGUCGCAGUGUGCUGUUUCAAACUAUAGCCUCACGAAAAUGGACUUUGGCUCUUGGUGAUGUCAAGGGCGCCUUCCUGUCUGCCGGACCUUUACCUGAAAGGUAUCGUCCCUUGUUUGCACGACUGCCCCCUGGGGGCAUCCCUGGUGUGCCAUCCGACACCUUGAUUGAAGUGACAGGCCAUGUGUAUGGUUUGAAUGAUAGUCCCUCUGCAUGGCAGCAGAAGCUGCACCGUGAGUUGCUGUCUGUUGGUUUUAAUGCCAGCCGCUUCGAUCCAUGUCUCUAUACGUUGCGAGAUGAAGCCGGUGUCCUGUGCGGAAUCUAUGGAGUGCAUGUUGAUGACUGCGCCACAGGUGGCCAAGGACCCAAGUAUGAGCAAGCUAUGCAACAGUUGAAGCAACGUUUUGAGUUCAGGAAAUGGCGUAUUCAUGAUGGGGAUUUUUGCGGAAGCCGAUAUACUCAGGAUCCACAGUCUUUUGAGAUUUCCAUGAGCCAGUCAAAAUUUGCAAGUGGGAUUCGUCCUUUGCAUUUGAGCCGUAGCAGAUGCCAGGAUAAAACUGCCUUGUUGACCGACCAAGAGGUGGGAAAAUAUCAGAUCAGUCCAGAGCAAGAUGUGUUGGAAUGGAGAGCAAACGAACGCCAGAGACGAAAGGACAUCGCCGAAAAACGACUGUUCCUGUGCAGCCACGCUCAAGAUCAGCAACACUGUGAUCGCCUGCCGCUGUCUCUCUUAGUCAUGUCAUCGCCGCCUCGCCCAGUCUUGAAAUGGACUGAUGAGGACCAGCAGCUGUGCCUUAGCCUGAUGUACAAAGCCCGCGACUGUGGCAUGCUUGCAACGCUGAUGAAGCGAGUGAUGGAACCUGACUGUGGUUGGGAUGUCAUUCCCAUGAAAGAUGCCGGCGGUGCCAUGAAUGACGCUUCCAAGCGCCAGCGUGAGGAAGAGACUUUGACGUCUUACUCCAAGAUGGGCUAUGGCCUUCCAAUACCGCUACCAUCGGCUGCCGCAGCCAUGACGGAAGUGCCCAAGUUGCCCGCCGGUGUGUCAUCCAUGGAGGAUUGGGGACGCAACCUGAUUACCUUCGGAAAGUUCAAGGGGAAACGGUCCUAUGCCUCCUUGUGCACCUCUGUUGGCAAAGAAGAUGUAGAGUACAAGAAGUGGUUGCAGGCUCACUACACCAAUGGUUCACCACAGCUUCGUGAUUUGGUGGAAUAUCUCAUUGCGAUGAAGGAUCGCACAAUGGUCGCAGCUGGAGCAGAGCCAGAGAAGAAGAAGAGCCCGUGGCUCGACGCUUGGCAUGACCCAGUUGCAGGCAUGAGCUGCUAUUCGUCUUUCCUAUGCCUAGCCGACCUCGUAGCGGAUGGCGACCACCGCUUGGUGAUGGUUGACAUGAAGAAGCGCAUUCGAAUGUACAAGGGCACCACCAUCCAGUGGGAGCACAAGCUGCCAGAUGUGCCCUGCGCCGUCCAAGCCUUUUACCACGAGGUAGGCAACCCACCCAUUCCAACGCUUGCAGUUGCGAGCGGUCACAGGGUCUUGAUCUUCCGGAAUAUGCGGCCUUCGAUGCAGUACCGGCUGCCACCCAUAGAGAUUGACCCUGUGGAAUCCCAGAUCUGGGAGGAGAUGGGCCAGGACUCCAGUGACAUCCAGGCUGGCUUCGAACGGCUGAACACGGCACGUGAAAACGGGGUGGCCCUGUCCAACCUCUCCAUCGAUUUCCUUGCUGUGGAGGAAUUAGAAGCGCAGACCGAAUACAUUCGCGCUCACAAGGAAUACUUGCAUGAGCAGCAGACCUCCAUCACAUGUACGGAGGUUCUGAAGCAAAACAUGGACGAGCCAACUGCAGUCAGCAUGUUGGUGAUCGGCACGGAGAACAGGAUGAUCUACAUUCUGGACAGCAACGCAUUGAACCUGGCAGCCAAGGUGAAGUUGGAAGCUGUACCCACCUUCAUCUCAGUGCUGGGGCUGUUUGAUGUGGAGUACAGGAUCACGGUGGCCUGCAGAGACGGGAAUAUCUACACUGUCAAAAAUGGACAGGUGCUCAGCAAUGUCAUCGAAUUGGAGACUCAGCCUGUGGGACUCGUCAGAUUUGACAAAAAUGUCUACGUCGGCUGCAUGGAUAACGUCAUACACUGUUUCCACUUCAAGGGUAAGAAGAAUCACUCCAUCUACUUGCCCUGCCCGAUCUCGUGUAUGUCCUUGCUGCAAAUCACAAAAUCCCGUGUGGCCAAGGCUUUGGUGGUGGCUUUGCAGAAUGGUGAGGUGCGUCUCUACAAUGGGAAGCACCUCAUAGCCACGGUGGAAACGAAUGAUGUGGUCUCCGGAAUUAAGCUUGGAACCUUCGGCCGGGAGGAGGGCUCGAUGGUGUUGAGCUUUAAGUCCGGAGCUUUGAUGGUGAAGAUCUUGCAGCGCACGGCCAAUCUGGACGGCAGCUCUGUGAAUGCUGGUCCUCCACCUGAACAGGACAUCCCGCUGGACGUUCCCAAGAAGACCAAAUUGCCUCGCGCUUAG